AUCCAAAUAUUGCUGUCGCUGUCAUUCCAGUUUAUUUUUGGAGUGUGAGAACAUCUUAUCUAAUAAGUGGUUUUCGGUUUAUAAUUUCCAUUACCUCGCAUAUUUUUUGUUUAAGUAGAUUUUACAAAGUGUAAAAUGUGCAACUCGUUAUUAUGCAUUUUGCUCAACCCCGCAGAUUAUUAUAACAGUGCUAAACCUUUUCAAAAACAGUGUAAUUUGAGAACUAUGUAUCGUCAGUGAUAUCUUAUCUGUUAAGUGUUAUCAGUACCUGCAAAGCAAAACAAAUAGGUUUAAAAUACGUCUCAUGGCAGCAGCAUCACUGAAACGCAGUCGAUCAAGGCGCCGUAUAGCAGCGGUAACAUUUUUAUCCAAUAUAUCUUUAGACGGGAGCUACAAGGACACCAAAUUAGCGCGCUUGCCAAGAAACGGAGCUAUAAACAAGAAUAUAUAUAACCCUUAUAAUGACUACAUUAUUGAAGAAUCCGAUGGAAACGAUGAAUGCUUCAGUGAAACAGAGAAUGUAUCGGUGGACAACAAAGAAAACAAGAGGAAAAUAGCUAAAACCGCUAAUGAUGACAAUUCUGCAAACUCAGAUUCGGAUAGUUUUAUUACACCACUAAAAGUACAUUUAGAUGAGAAUGUUCUGAGAGUUAAAAGUGAGGAGGUAUCUAAAGAGAGGUUGUCUAGCAGUAGUGACUCGGAUCGUAAGCUGAUUUCUAAACUAAAAAAGAAGGCCCCAUAUCAACCUUCCAUUAGCAAUGAGCUAGAAAAACAAACCUACGCUAGUAGCGUAGAGAGUUUAGAGCCCAUAAAGCUGCGUAACACUCCUUCACCGGCACUGCUACAAGAACCGCGACAGAAGGUUCAGAUAGUCAAACCUCGAGACGGUAUGAAGUUUGGAGAUGAAAGAAUUUUUAUGGUAACAGCCAAACACAUACCAUUUCUGGUUUGUUCAUUUAUACCUUAUACAAAAACAAGGUCAGGUCAAAAACGCGAAGAAAAGCGUAAAAGGACAACCUCUGGAACUAGACCACUGUCUUCGGUUGGAGAUGCACUGGAUCCAUUUGAUUAUCUUGGUAUAGAAAGAGCAUCUGAUGGCCAGGAAGUUUCUUAUGGAUUUUUAUUGACACCAACUCACAGAGAAGGACCUACAAAGAGAAAUAACACCAUAGAUGAUCCAACUGAUCAAUCACAUUUAUCAAGAAAACAAAGACAUGUGGUCGCUAGGACAAAGGUAAUAACUUGGCAGCCAGAUCAUAAAUGGUGCUUCUCCUAUGACCAAGGAGCCCAAAAAGCUUCUGCCCAUGUUCUUUCUCAAUCGCCGCCCGAUAUGAAAGAGGAAACUUUGAGCGGCGGUGCUCUUGCGUACCACCCGCACCUUUUAGACGAUCCGGAAUUGAUAGCUGGAAAACAUCGAACGUUGCUCACCUUUGCUUCGUACAUGACAUCGGUCAUUGACUAUGUGAAACCGUCGGAUUUGAAGAAGGAAAUAAAUGACAAGUUUAAGGCGAAAUUUCCUCACAUUCAACUCACACUAAGUAAAUUAAGAAGCAUCAAGCGCGAAAUGAAGAAAAUUGCCAAGCACGAUUGUUCCAUCGACCUGCUAACAGUGGCGCAGGCGUACGUUUACUUCGAAAAGCUCAUUCUACGAGGACUAAUCAACAAACCCAACCGAAAAUUGUGCGCCGGAGCUAGUCUUAUAUUAUCGGCCAAGUUGAACGACAUCAAAGGGGACACGCUCCGUUUACUCAUAGAGAAAACGGAGACGACGUUCAGAGUUGGACGGAAGGAGUUGAUAGCGUGCGAGUUCGCGGUACUGGUGGCCUUGGAGUUUGGACUACACGUACCCACAUACGAGGUGUAUCCCCACUAUCAGCGUUUACUAUACGAUUCAUGACCUAUGCCUCAGUCUGCCAAUGUAUCUUGCUUGAAUUUUCCGAUUCCUUUUAGCAAAAAAAUAAUAUUUUGAAAUUUAUAUUUUUUACACAGUACCCAAGUUACUUACUACACGAUGGCCCACUG
Sitophilus oryzae (rice weevil) is the source of this 2022-nucleotide messenger RNA. RefSeq names its product CDK5 and ABL1 enzyme substrate 1. Gene Ontology annotation, biological process: regulation of cell cycle. Bases 305 to 1897 code for a protein of 530 amino acids. The record is from RefSeq and is a predicted model, not a curated record. NCBI's taxonomy places the organism in Eukaryota, Metazoa, Arthropoda, Insecta, Coleoptera, Curculionidae. The transcript has 7 exons.